Messenger RNA from Protopterus annectens (West African lungfish), 819 nucleotides. RefSeq names its product transmembrane protein 141 (gene TMEM141). The record is from RefSeq and is a predicted model, not a curated record. The transcript has 5 exons. NCBI's taxonomy places the organism in Eukaryota, Metazoa, Chordata, Ceratodontiformes, Protopteridae. Bases 80 to 472 code for a protein of 130 amino acids.
GUGUAGACCUUUCCAUGCGUUUGGCAUCCUUGACAGCUGUUUAGGAAGUUAUCCUCCAUUUAUUAAAUUCCUAAGUAAAAUGGUGAAUCUUGGGAUAAGUAAAGUGGACGAUGCAGUGGUGGCCAGGCAUCCGGGACUACAUGAAUAUGCAGCUUGCCAGUCACAAGCCUUCAUAAAGGGUUUAGAAACUUUUAUUCUGGGUACAUUUGGUGCUUUUGUGCUUCAGAAGGUUUUGAGCAAGAGGCUUCCAUAUCCAAUGAAGUGGAACAUUUUGCUUUCUGUAGUUGCAGGUUCUGCUGCUAGCUAUGCUGUGACCAGGACAGAGACUCGCAAGUGUUCAAAUCUUUGGAUAUAUUUGGAGAAAGGAAAUAUGCCACAAGCAUCUUUUUCAGAAACAAAAGAAGUUCCAGUGUCUGGAGAAAAAUUACAGUCCGUUAUGAAGAGAACUAAAUAUGGAGACUCAAUGGAAUAAAAUAUAUAUUUUUGACUAUGCAAAUUACAUACUGGUGAAAGAAUGCUCUGUCACUUGAGGAGACUGUUACCUUUGUACAUAUAUUGAAAUGUGAAGGUUAUAUAUAAUUAGAAAUAUAGAUUUUUUUCCAUUUUACUUCUUGGACUGCUCAAAAAGGAUCACAAAACUCUCUGAAUAAAAUUACAAUUUAACAGAGGAGGGACACAGCAAAUUUAAAGCAUGUUAGAUAAUAUUUUUCAUAAAGCACUAUUGCAGCAUUAAGGUUUCUUUUUUAUAGGAGUAACAGAAUUGUAUAUAUAUGUAGAUUCAUUAAGAAGUUCUUUUUUUAGUGGAAUGUAGUUUCUCAA